This is a messenger RNA of Micropterus salmoides (largemouth bass), 2520 nucleotides long. Its product is annotated as olfactomedin-like. The transcript has 5 exons. Gene Ontology annotation, biological process: signal transduction. NCBI's taxonomy places the organism in Eukaryota, Metazoa, Chordata, Actinopteri, Centrarchiformes, Centrarchidae. The record is from RefSeq and is a predicted model, not a curated record. The coding region runs from base 12 to 1487 and encodes 491 amino acids.
UAUUUGUUGAGAUGGUGUUUAUUAGAGAAAAGAGAAGAGGAGGGGUGGUGAUUUCAGUACUAACAGCUUCUGUAUGUCUAUUAAUUUCUCCAGCUCUAAACAUGCUGCUGCUGCUCCUUCUGCUACUGUCGUCAGGUGAUGGCCAGGCUCAGCAAGUGUCUGGCCAGAGGAAGAAUGGCUCAUGUGUUUGUGCGGUGGACUCCAACCUGUGGACGUUCCCUGCUGUGAAGUUCGAGUCCGUGCUGCAGCAGGUUCAGUCCUGUGAAGGAUCUUUGAACAACCUGCAGGAACAGGUGACGUUAUCCAGCCAGCGUCUCCCUCAGAUCCAGGCCCUGGUUAAGAACAUGACGGCCCGGCUGGAGCCUCACCAGUACCUUCACGACCAGGGUCUGUACUCAGUCUUGUCUCUGCGCCUGCUGGGCCAGGAGCUCAGCCAGUUGGAGACAGAUGUUGGUGUCAUCCACAAGCAGCUAAACAACGGCCAAACACAGAAACUCUCCAAAGAGGUGGGUAAAUUGCGUGCAGAUGUAGACAAGAUGCAAAUGUCAAACACAUUAAACAUGAAGACAGUCAAAGAGAAACUGCGCUACCUGAAGAACACCGCUGAGUCCUGCAAGUCAAUCCCCAAAGACUUCAGAGGCCAGGACAGGUACUGCCUCAAGGGCCUGAUCACAAAUAUUAGCGAACCUGUCAUGACUAAGGUCAGUCCCUACGGUAAGAGCUACAUCUCUGGUUCGUGGGGCAAACAGGCCCAGAUGGACAGCGAGGGGCAGAAGAACAGCUACUGGGUCCAACCUCUGCUCAGCAGCCACAUCUGGGGCAACUCCCUGCGUGUUUACCAAACCUACGAAGACUUCAUGGCCUCUGCUAACAACAAGGACUUUACCUUUGCUCCAUCCCACAGUCACCCCAACAGCAUUGAGGGUCCCAGUGCUGUUCUAUAUGGUGAAGCGCUGUACUAUAACUGCUACCGCUCUGCAGACGUCUGUCGCUACGACCUGAAGAGCAACGCCGUCAAACGGGUGACACUUCCAGGCACCGGCGUGGGUUUCAACAACAAGUUCCCGUAUUGUUACUAUGAGUGCCGUGCCAAUAGUGAUGUGGAUGUGGAGGCAGACGAGACGGGACUAUGGGCAAUCUAUGCCACUGUCGGUAACCAUGGUAAUCUAGUGGUGAGUCGGCUAGUUUGGGACAGUGAGGCCGAGACACUAAAUGUCUCCCAGACGUGGGAGACGAGGCUGUUCAAGAAGGCAGUGAGCAAUGCUUUCAUGGUGUGCGGUGUGCUAUAUGCCACUCGAUUUGUGGACGAAUAUCGGGAGGAGGUGUUCUACGCCUUCGACACAGCAACAGGCAAAGACAACAACUCACUAGCACUGCCACUGGAGAAGGUAGCUAAAGGAGUGGCCAGCCUGAGCUAUAACCCCAUCAACAGACAGAUCUACAUGUACAACGAUGGAUAUCUGCUGGCCUACCAGGCCAACUUCUGAUCUGAAGCUGUUGUCCCCAUGUUAGCCAUUUUCAGAUAGAACUGACAAGAUAGAGAGCCAGACAAGAUCCAUCUUAAAGACUCCAUGUUAUGAUUUGUAUAAGGUGACCAAAUUUCUGAAAUGAAAACCCGGGACAUUUUUGGUUUGAUGGUCAGUAUGUCAUUAAAAAUAUGUUAUUCUGAAAUAAAAAAUAGGGACGAUUUCAGUUUUAUAAUCUGUCAAAUAUAACUCUUCAGAAUGAAAUCAAGUCAUUUUGAGGCAGAAACUACCUUUCAGUCAAUAAGUAGAGGCUUCAAUUACUUUCUGUCAAGUAGAAUAAUGCAUUUUAUCUGUGUGUUUGGCCAUUUAAAGGUAAAACCGGAUUGGUUGGUACACAGCAAGUUAAAUAAUGUAGAGUCAUAAGGAUAAUUGCAAAAGAGAUCUUGUCUUAAUUUUAUAUAUAACUCAGCAGUAAGUCAUGUCAAUUAUAGGCUACAUUUGUUUUCCAAAUAUAAACAAGGAUAUUAGACAUAGGCCUGCCAAACACAUAAUCUAUCGGCAACAACAGGCUUCAAUUAUUGCCUAUAAUCACGUAAAUGUCAUGCUUGGUUACGAUAAACUGCAAACACUUAUUUGGCCACAAUUGUGAUUAUCCUGUUAAAAGCAAUGUUAAAAGUAGGCCUAUCAUAAUGACAUAUCUUUGCUAUUACCGCGGACAUAAAGUGAUGUUUAUUUGCACGUUAUGUCUGUUUGAUCCAGAUAAAAGCAGCUGCAGCUGCGCGUGUUCCCACGGAUCAGUUUUCAGUGAUCACUUUUUGGCACGACACCUGUACACUCUGCUGUCCAGUCUUUCUGGCCACGUAAAUCUGAUUUCAGGUCUGUUAACACCUUAUACAGUCUAUGUACAACACAGUUAAAAACUGGGACAUUUCCGGGGACAGCUCCAGACGGGGACAGGCCACCAAAGUUUUGUAGAGCAUAUUACAAACUUUAUGUUGUAGCAAAUGUAUGUCAUGUAGAAACACUGACUGGAAUAAAGGUGAAAAUCAAUAAA